Messenger RNA from Gadus macrocephalus (Pacific cod), 1441 nucleotides. RefSeq names its product biogenesis of lysosomal organelles complex-1, subunit 2 (gene bloc1s2). The record is from RefSeq and is a predicted model, not a curated record. The transcript is spliced from 5 exons. Gene Ontology annotation, biological process: endosomal transport; lysosome localization. The coding region runs from base 23 to 562 and encodes 179 amino acids. Gene Ontology annotation, cellular component: BLOC-1 complex; BORC complex; gamma-tubulin complex. Gene Ontology annotation, molecular function: gamma-tubulin binding. NCBI's taxonomy places the organism in Eukaryota, Metazoa, Chordata, Actinopteri, Gadiformes, Gadidae.
GAGGAAAAGCUAACAACAGAAAAUGGCUGCAACGGGUGAGAAAGCUGCUGAUAUGGACAGCAUCUCCAGGGUGGUAAUGGCCCAUCCGACUGCGUUAAAUCUGACAGGAACCACCGUCCCUCACGGCGAGAGCUUGGAAGAUGCAGUGGAACCUCUUGCACCAGCGCUCAAGAAGCCAAGCACGAACAGUGAUGGUGGAGUGGAGACGGCAGAGGAGGCUGUGGAGCCUGCAGAACCCGACAUUAAUGAGCUUUGCACUGACAUGUUUGACAAGAUGGCAAUAUUUCUACAAGGAGAACUCACAGCAACAUGUGAGGAUUACCGGCUGCUGGAGAACAUGAACAAGCUGACCAGUCUCAAGUACAUGGAGAUGAAGGACAUCAGCAUCAACAUCAGCCGUAACCUGCAAGACCUCAACAACAAAUAUGCCAGCCUUCAACCUUACCUGGAUCAAAUAAAUCAAAUCGAAGAACAGGUAUCAUCUCUGGAACAGGCUGCUUACAAACUAGAUGCAUACUCCAAGAAGCUUGAGGCAAAAUUCAAGAAACUGGAGAAGCGAUGAGAAGACAUGCUGUCUCUCUUCUCCCCCUCCCCUUACCAGUCCAGCACGGCACUACAAGACAGAAACAACAUCCAGGCAAGCUCAAUUUCACACCUAAAUAAAACGCUUGAGAAACGGACAGUUGGCACUGCUUGAAUCCUAAUGAGCUUCAGCCGGAACGGACGAGAAGAUUAUGGCCAACUCUUUAGAUCCGUGGUAAAGUAUGGCGUACAUUUUAUAAAAGAAAGUAAUUUGCCCCUACUCCUUGUUGAAAAAAGGUGUGCCCCAUCUGGAAAAUGAUCUACAUGGCAGCGUAUUCAGUGUGAUAGAUUUCCCUUACAGUAUUAAAGCCUCAGGUAGGGUUGAUCCAAAAGGCUUGAAGGCAUUGUUAUGUACUUGGACUAAUACUGAUAGAGAACACUUACACAUGGUAUUGCGUAACUGUGUUGAAGGCAGCUGAAGCCAACUCGUUAGAAUGCAGUAUGCUUUGGAAGAGGAGUUUAUUUAGAAUAGAGAAAUUGGAUAAUAUGUAAUGUGUACAUAAGUCGGAGAUGAAAAGUAUUUUUUUUUUUUUGACCAAUGGAUUGUUAUGCCCUUUCCGGACGGCAAUCAGCAGGUGUCAGUGCUGCACCAUGUUCAAUGUUGCCUCUCAAUACUGGCUUCUACUUUAGUCAAGUGGUUAACAGAACUAGUUUGUUUGACACGUUUACUCUUACUGGUUAAAAUGUUCUUGGCUGUUCAAAAUGAGACAGCUACUUGGACAUUGAGUUGUCAGUUGACAUUUUCCAACAGUUUUUUAUUGCUUUUCUUUUACUAUAGUAACUAUUACUAUUUUUUGUUAACCUAUUAUAACAAUUGCUAUUCUGUUGCUAUGAUAAAUAAACAGGCUCUUGCACAAUA